AUGUUACGCCUUCAGAAGGGAACUGGCGAGGAGCUCACUAACUCCAUCCAUACAAUAUGGAAGCCAACGAGUCUCACCUCCGAGGGUCGACGCAACAGGCGAAAAUGCGACGACAGAAGAGACAACGAGAGACACGAAGACGAGAGAGGAUGGUAUUCAAGCUGGGACCUAAGCGGCUUGCAACCCCCUCGCCGGCGGCCUUCCGGAUGCGAACCAUGGCCAUCGGCACGAACCCUCACCCUUCGGGACGGAUAG
Colletotrichum siamense is the source of this 255-nucleotide messenger RNA. RefSeq lists its product as uncharacterized. The transcript has 2 exons. The record is from RefSeq and is a predicted model, not a curated record. Bases 1 to 255 code for a protein of 84 amino acids. Lineage: Eukaryota; Fungi; Ascomycota; Sordariomycetes; Glomerellales; Glomerellaceae.